UCCGGCCCACCGCUGUCGGCUCUAAGUAGGAAGGUGUAAACAAAUACAGAAACGAGCUCGCCGCUCUGUCAGAAGCGUCCUUUAAACAUUAUGAGCGUUUGUAGAGACCUUUAACAACAGCUGCCUGGUGUUCUACAGCACCGUAAACGACCCGUGCUGCUAGCUAGCUAAUGUUAUAAGUUAUAUUCUGCACAGAAGUUAGCUCUAUCUCCAGCAUAAUGGCAGGUUACUAGGUUUUGUCUUUUCUGGUAGCUUUCAAGAUAAAAUAGGGCAUUUAAUCACGUCUGUCAUACAAAUAAGCGCGCUUCCCAAGUAACGUGUCUUUCCGUUAACUAGCUUAUUUGCGAAGGGUACCUUACUGGAAAGCUGGUGCCUAAUUGUCCAGGAAUAUUUCUAUGGUAUUCUGAAGUUUUCUUGCUUGCAUCAGCAUUUCGGUGUAAUUGGUGGGGAAAAAUUAACGCCAUGUCUACACCUUAUUUUAAAAAUAAAUGUGUUACGCAGCUGAAUUGUACAUACUGCGAUAGUGUACUUUGUACGAGGGGGAUGAAAGCUGUGCUCUUAGCCGAUACAGAGGUUGAACUUUUUUCGACUGAUAUACCGCCUAACAGAACAGUGGAUUUUGUCUCAGUCUGCUAUUCCACAAAAACCUGUAAAUGCAAACUGAGAGACGUGGCCUGUCUGAAGUGUGGCAACGUUGUCGGCUAUCACGUGGUGGCGCCGUGCACACCCUGCCUGCACUCCUGUAACAACGGUCAUUUCUGGAUGUUCAACAGUAUUUCAGUCGUACCAAUCAACAGGCUGGACGCCUCGGGACUGAACCUACUGCUUUGGGGGGACCUCCCUGAGCUGGACGACCUAGAAGGGGAGGACCAAAGCAGCCAGUCCGAGGAGCAGUACCUGAGGUAGAAGAGGGGGCCACCAGCCAGAAGAUCCAGAUGGCCUCUGUGAAGCACAUCUUCUCAGGUUUAUUCUGUUAGCUGUCAGACAGGUACUAUAAAGACUGCACACGGGCAAAUGAGUCUCGAACCACGUGCUGUCCUCACUUUACUGUUUACACAAUCUCUAGUCUGUAGCUGCUCUAACCUGUGUGUGCCGUGAGUGACACCAUGGGGCAUUUACAAGUAGUCCAGUAGUAGACCGGUAAGAAUUCAGGGUAACACUUUACUUUGAGGGGGCACUAAUACUUAGUAGUGACUUGGUUACUACUGAAGUACAAAUCGUUAACAAAUAUCGUUACUUGAUAUAAAAAAUGUCAUAUGAACAUGAAAUCAGUAUUGAACUUUUUGUUAUUCGUUACUUGUUCCUUCAGUAGUUCACAGAGGUUUAACAUGUAUUUAAUAUAGUGACAAUAAAACUUCUAUUCUAAAAGAUGUCACGAUUCAAUAAUGAUGAACAAACAGAUCAUUCAUUAUGUAACUAAGACUUGGUUUGUGGUUAAUACAUUUGUGAGAGUAUAAUACUGUAUUAUUUGUGCCCCCUUAAGUAAAGUGUCACAGAAUUCACUGCUCAACUAUUUUUGUCUGGUGGUCAUUAUCAGAACUGGUCUGUAUGGAUGUUCCUGGAGAAGAAACUGAAAUCCUUAAAUUGUUCAUAUGUCUGUAAAUAUUUGACAAUUGUCAACUAAUUUUAAAAAGCAAUGCUUGCGUCGCUGCUGCAAAGUGUGUAAAUUAGAAGGAACCACAUUGACCCAUCAACUACGCAACAUGCAGUGAAAGCUGAGACUGCCCCACUCCAGCAGUCAACGGCAGAGGAGCCUGAAGAGGCUCUGAGUGACGCAGCACUGUGAACCUUAAUGGCGUCUGAGCCCAGCUCUCCAUGGCAGCAUGGAUUUGCUACACAGUGUUUUGAAUGGGGUUUCUGAAGUGUGCUGCCUUUUUCGCCAUGUUCAGGGAGCGCCGCUAAAGCCACUAUUCAUAAACAUGGUCUAGCAGUUCAUAGGUGUGGUGUAGCAGAAGUGUCAUUCACAUUUGAUUAUUCUUUUGGAUUAUGCAGUAUUUUUCUUGCAAUUACAUUUCUGAAUGUGUUUUUAACCUUGUACAGGGACCCAUGGAAAUAGCACUGACUGAACUUGAAAUGUUUUAUAAUCGUGUCUAGUGAGUUUGUGAGUAAUGUCUUUGUAAAUUCUGGGGAAAAAUGUUUGUUAUAUUAGAAAUACUGUGUUGUUAUAAAUAGACAUGUUUUCAUGAAAAUUGUGGACCCAGGUGAUGAUUAAAUAAAAGGAAGAUCAUUAUCAUUAUUAUAUCAUCAACCUGUGCAGAACGCUGCACCACAGUUAAUCGUUUUAAGUCAGUGACUCCCAGUACGGUCCUCGGAUCCCCAGCCGGUGCACGUUUUCGCUAGCUCCCAGCUUCGUACCAGACAGUCCACAUUUCUGUGAGCUCUGUGGGGGUUCCCGAGGACCGGGGUUGGGAAACAUUGGUUUAAGUGUCCUCUCGAGAUCCCUAGAAAGUGUAACUGAACUCUUCCUUUUAGCAUCCUUGGUACAGUAAGAUGCUGUAAGUUUUUGCCUGUUUUAUGCAUUAGUGGGGUGGCAAAAUGCUUAGCUGACAUUAGCUCUUUAUUAACACUGUGAGUGAGUGCUGGAGUUCUGGAAGGUGCUGAUUAAGCUCACAGGAUGUUGAGUGGUUGCGGUACGCCUGCUUGUUUGUACCCUGUCCUGAGAAGCGCCAUAAGAUGGCAAAAGCAACUUUAUACAACUGGGCUGUUGGCAUUAUGGUAUCAGCAAUACAUUCUUUCCAGCACAUUCACUAUUGGCUGAAAAAAUGAAUGAACAUAUGGGCUUUUAGUGUAAUAUUACAUUUGUGAAUUCACAGAAAAGAGGUGAGGCCAAGCAUUUCUUUCCAAUGAAUGGAUUUUGAGAAAGACACUGUGCCUUAUUUGAUGUGACUGAUGGAGAUUAAAUGUAUAGCUGCACCCUGUCAGUUGAGGGCUUCUGACAUUCUUGGUUGCACUAAUCUUAUUGAUUAUUUUACACAGUUUAAACUGUAAUUUGAAAAACCAGAGUGUGAAAAGUACCUAACAUUGAAAAUGGGAUCAAUUCUGUUGGUCCUCAGUAGAUGAUAAAUAAAGUUUUUCCCCCCAGAAUGAAUCCCUGGAAGUCCAUCUGAAAAUAUUAAAAAUGACAUUUCAGUGUUUUCUGUAUAUCCUGGAUAUUACACUGCAAAGUGCUACUGUAUCACAGUGACAAUCUUUCCAGUCAUUUUAUAUGUAGAACUGCCCAGAUGUUUCUGUUUACUACAUUAUGUUUUCAGCUUGUGUGUGUGUGUCCGUGUGUGUGUGCGUGCGUGCACAAAUUUUUUUUGUACAUUUUGCAUUGUUCUAUUUUUAUAUAAUGGCUAAAGCAUUAACUUUGCUUAAGUGCUCAAGAUAUCUUAUUGCGUUUCUGAUUUAUUUAACAGAAAGUCAAAACCAUAAAAUAAAUGUAAACAACGCUUGGAAUAUUCUAAAACUAAUAUUAAUGGUAUUUAUCUAAAGAUUUGAGAGUGUUUGUAUUUAUUGAGAAACCUGACGAUUUGUACUGAGACUCCUUGACCUUGUUUUGACUUAUCAUGCUUUGCUUUUUUGGGGGGGGGCAAAAUAAGCUUACAUUAAAAUUGCAUUUGUUUAGUUAUAUUUUU
Molecule: messenger RNA, 3617 nt
Organism: Paramormyrops kingsleyae
Lineage: Eukaryota; Metazoa; Chordata; Actinopteri; Osteoglossiformes; Mormyridae
Product: protein FAM72A
Cellular component (GO): cytosol
Source: RefSeq, a predicted model, not a curated record